CAGGCAUGUCCACCCAGCUUGAUUGCAGCUGUCAACUAUCACAAAGUUUAAAGUUAUCUCCCCAAUCGUAGUAGGAAGUGUUAGCAAGCUGUAUGCUGUCUUAAAUUUAAAGAAAUUAUAGUGUGUGUGAUUCUUAUCAGAACGUUCAAACAUGUAAUGUAUUUCGGCCUUAUCUACCCUGAAUUAUGUAUAUUUUCAAGACUGAAAACUGAAACUUGGUCUUUUUAUUACUGCUUUCUACUUGUUGUGGAUAUCAUGAAGAUUAGGUCUACCUGCCCGCUUCAAUUUGAUGUUUUCUUAACUUAUAUUUAUCUACCACCUAAGUCCCUUAUUUAUGUUAUUUCCUGUACUGUACAACAUGGUAUUGCCUCUUCUUUUAUUUAAGGAAUAUCAUUGUUCGUGAAUAAAUAAAUAUAUAAAUGCAUAAGCAGACAAUCAUGUAUAUUUAUGCAAUGGCUGCUAAGAAUAAAAAUGUAUAUGUCUUAUGACAGGAGUCUACGCUAAGGACAAGCUCGCUCUCUAAACAACACGUUUUCUAUGAUGACCUUAAAUAUUUAUGGUAAAAUUAAAUCGAGAGAUGGCGCAGCAGUCAGGGAUGAACGUUAAUUGUAUAUAGUACAAGUUUCUCUAUAUAUUCCUUCCUUGGUAUAACACACAGUUGUGACGUCACUAACAAGCCACUUGCCUGAGUGAGCCGUGAGGGAAGGACGUGUCGCGCCUGGCUGUUAUGAGGCGAUUAAACUUUAAGUAUUUUUAUGCCAAGUUAUUUAAACACAAGCAUAUGUCGCUACUAUCCACUGUGGUAUUCCAGAUUUGGGUUAGUAUAUUGGACUAACCCGCCAGGGCUGCAUAGUGCAGAUGCGACCGUAUCAUCUCACGUCCAUCAAAUGCCUCAAAUUUCACCCUAUCAUGGAUAUCAAGCUUCCGUAGCCUUCCUUCACCAAUACCAGAGAGGCCAGCUGCUGCCACGGGCGGCCGCAGGAUUUUUCCAAGGGGGAUGCAAGAAAGCAAGACAAGACCUGACAUACGAGUUUAUUCAAAACAGAUGCAGUGGUUCAUUAUCCAAGAUGGUGGACAAGACUAUCCUGAUGAUUAUAGUGUGGAGGAGAACUAUCUGGGGCUGGAUAUUGGACAAGACUGCAUGUCAGGAAUUUUGGAAUGAUGGUUUACGCUUAUACAGUAUAAAUUAUUAGUGAAAGAACUGCAAACCCUGUGGUAAUAUGUGAAGUAGACAAACGAGGCCCUACUCCACCACAGUUAAUAAAUUCUUAAAAAAUUCACCACUGCUACUAUAUCAAAACUCUGAAAAUUACUUAUGCUUGCAAUCUGAUAAUUAUAAGGGAGUUGUCUAUGUGCUGAUUCAAUGGCAUACCCUGGUAUAAGCAAAUAACUUUGGUAUUAUAACAGAUUUAAACCGUGUUACUAACUGUUACUGGACAACCGAUGGUGUUGAAUACCACCGUAGUAAUAUACUGUGUUAUAUCUCGAAGAUUCUUUUAUACUGUACCACCAUAAAAUGUGAUGGCCAAAAAUGUAUCCCAACUAAAUUGUGCAGUACCUAUAUAUAAGCUCUUUUGACAAUAUUCAGUCAGGUGUAGGAAGUCUAAAAUCCUACUCGGAAAAUAUAACAAAAUACUGUAUUUAUGACCUUGGCUUCUGACGCACGAACAUUCUGGGCAGGGUUUGAUAAGGUCAUCAUAACUUCUGAUUUCAUGAUUGGUGCUCAUUCUUCUAAUGUCUUUAAAUGUACAAAAGAUAUAAACUUAUGUAGAUGCAAUAUUGUUUGAUAGAUGGUACAGUACUUGAAUAUCAUGUCAUGGUCACAAUGACUGCUGGUCUGUUUGAAACCUGAUGAUUCAUAUUAUGCUCCACUCCUGCAAAACAUGUGGAUAACUGGCAAGUUAUCCCUAGGAAGAAACGAGUUUUCCCUGGCUUAAGGUGCCGUCCAUUUUCUCAGACUUCCUGAAUCCAACCUCCCUAUAAAGUAAAUUUGAAUGUGAGAGCAAGCCCCUUUGUGUUGAGUCAACUUAGAUAUGUUUGAUUACAGUUAAAGCAUUCAAGAUCCUU
Molecule: messenger RNA, 2067 nt
Organism: Homarus americanus (American lobster)
Lineage: Eukaryota; Metazoa; Arthropoda; Malacostraca; Decapoda; Nephropidae
Exons: 4
Coding region: 756-1193 (145 amino acids)
Source: RefSeq, a predicted model, not a curated record